CUUAAGCAGAAUUCACAGGGAACUUUUUGACACUCAAAAUGUCACAUUACCUGAUUGAAAUACACUUGCUUUUGUAAUCAAUAAACAGAAGAACAUAUAGCACUUAAUUGAGAAGCAAAGCCUAUAGUAUUUAUGUAUAUGUAACCUGUAGCAGUCAGUAUCUCACAAAUUGUCAUAUUUGCUUAUUAAAAAGAAUGUUGUCUGCAAUUGUGAAAGAGCAUCAAAGCAAGCAAGCAGCAAGGAAAGAGAGACAAGAACAGAAAAGAAAGGAAGCUGUUCAAGCUGCAAGUAACUUAACACAGGCUUUGGUUGAUCACCUAAAUGUAGGAGUAGCCCAAGCAUACUUGAAUCAAAAGAAAUUGGAUGCAGAAGCAAAACAAUUACAACAUAGUGCAACAAAUUUUGCAAAACAGACACAGUGUUGGUUGAAUUUAGUAGAAGCCUUUUCAAGUGCAUUGAAAGAAAUUGGUGAUGCUGAAAAUUGGGCACGUAGCAUUGAAGGGGAUAUGAGGACUAUAGCAACUGCUUUAGAAUAUUCUUAUAAGGCAACUCAAGAAGCCCAAGGACCCAGUGCUAACUGAACAAUGAACAUUCCAAAAGAAUUUAAUUGUAUAUUUGUUUAAAGAAUUGUUAUAAAUUAUGAUGUUAUUUUAUGUUACUAUCAGUAUGGUUCAAUAAAUUUAAAUAUGUUGGUUUUGUA
This is a messenger RNA of Osmia bicornis bicornis, 700 nucleotides long. RefSeq names its product biogenesis of lysosome-related organelles complex 1 subunit 1 (gene Blos1). The transcript has 5 exons. The coding region runs from base 195 to 581 and encodes 128 amino acids. NCBI's taxonomy places the organism in Eukaryota, Metazoa, Arthropoda, Insecta, Hymenoptera, Megachilidae. Gene Ontology annotation, biological process: endosomal transport. Gene Ontology annotation, cellular component: BLOC-1 complex. The record is from RefSeq and is a predicted model, not a curated record.